Molecule: messenger RNA, 1778 nt
Organism: Laccaria bicolor S238N-H82
Lineage: Eukaryota; Fungi; Basidiomycota; Agaricomycetes; Agaricales; Hydnangiaceae
Exons: 5
Cellular component (GO): mitochondrion
Source: RefSeq, a predicted model, not a curated record
CUCGCUUCAUGUCGGCAUACCCUUCCAAUCCUGUGGGCUCAGAGCUGCUUAUGACAUGUACGACGAGACGCUGGUUGUACAACAACGACAAACGUACAUUCAACCGUGUGUUUCGCCUCAGCCUUGAUACUGGCAAUGAUGUCGUCGCCCGUAUUCCGUUUCGUAAUGCUGGACCGCGGAGUCUCCUUACACGUAGCGAGGUGGCAACGAUGGACUUUGUUCGGUCCCGCAUUGGUGCACCAGUUCCGAAAGUGCUGGCCUGGGACGCGUCCUCAGAUAAUAAUGUGGGGUGUGAGUACAUAAUCAUGGAAAAAUGUAAGGGUAACAUACUUGCCAAUGUGUCGGACAGUUCCGCCGAUUCUUGCCACAUCUUCGAUAUCGCCAACCUGCUGAGUGGUUUGGGUGGCAUCCCAUUCUCUCAGUACGGAAGCAUAUAUUAUAAGGAAGAUGUUGAUCCGUUGCUUCAAGCAAAGCCCCUUUACGCUGAAGGGCAACAACCUGACGAUUGCUCGGAGCGAUUUCGCAUCGGACCCAGCGUAGAGCGACGCUUUUACCGAGGCGAGCGAGCCCGUUUGCUCAUUGAUCGGGGACCAUGGACGGACGUUCGCUCUUAUAUCAAGGCUGCCGUAGACUGCGAGAUGAAAUGGAUCCAAUCGUAUUCAAACUCCCCAUGCGCCCAAAACCAGCUUGGCGCUCGACACAGCGCUGUUCAACACAUAGUGUUACUCAAAAAGUGGCUCUCCCUAGCCCCGUCGGUUCUUCCGUCACAUGAACACUGCAUCCCUACCCUUUCUCACCCCGACUUGCACGCUGCCAACGUAUUCGUCAACGAUGACGAUUCCAUGUCAGUGGCUGCAAUUAUUGACUGGCAGGGCGCGGCCAUCCGACCAUUAUUUGAAACCGUAAUGCCCGACUUGGUCGACAUCGACACAAAAAAUCUGAAGUACGCCAAGCUCCCAGGAGGUGACCUCCAGCAGCCUGUCUUACCAGACAACUUUGACGAGCUGGGCGCUGCCCAAAAAUCGGAGGCUCACGCGGAGGUCAGGCGAGUGGCAUCAAACCAUCAGUUUCUUAAGCUAGUUCGCCAGCUGCGUCCAGCAUUGUAUGCCGCGCUGCGCCUUCAUCAGAUGGAGGAUAUGCGCCGCGCCAUCUACUAUUCAUCGCACUCUUGGUCAGAUGGCUUGCCCCUUCUUGAACAGUGCUUGCUCUCGCUGACGGUUGGCUAUGGCGAUUACAUCCCUACGAGCAUUAACUACCCAGUCUGUCCAGUGAUAUUUUCUGAAGAGGAUGCUAAGAGGCACGAAAAGGAGUUUAGAGACAUCAUUUAUCCCGAGGAAUGGCUGGAUGUUCACAUCAGAGCCCUGAUGAGGAUAAAAGGUAUUCUUCUGCAUCGGGACGGAUCGGUUGAUGAAGAGGACUUCGAAGAGGCACGGAAGAAAGCAGAUGAGUCCUUCGUAGCAAUUUCCACAGCCAUGGAUGAGGAGCGUGCUGAAAAAUUCCGGCGCCACUGGCCGAUGCGUGAGGCGCGCAACCUUCGGAUGCAGCAAGCAGGUCAGGAAGAAUAUAUGGGCGGUAUCUUGAAAGUGGACUGGACUCCGCUAUCCAAGCACCAUGGAGCCUUCAAGCGCACCUCCGCCAAAGAGAGAAAUCAUUGUGCUGGGCGCAGGUGUAAUCAGUCUUACAACGGCCCUCAAGAUCCAGCUGCAGGGCGUCUACGACGUUACCAUUAUUGCCGAGACCCUCCCAAACGAUCCCAAGUCAAUCAGGUACACCAGUAG